Molecule: messenger RNA, 4094 nt
Organism: Leucoraja erinaceus (little skate)
Lineage: Eukaryota; Metazoa; Chordata; Chondrichthyes; Rajiformes; Rajidae
Product: pleckstrin homology domain-containing family G member 3-like
Exons: 19
Coding region: 201-4031 (1276 amino acids)
Molecular function (GO): guanyl-nucleotide exchange factor activity
Source: RefSeq, a predicted model, not a curated record
CCCCCCCUCUCUCUCUCUCUCUCUCUCCCCACACACUCCCCCUCUUUCUCUCUCCCCAUCCACUCUCUCUCCAUCGCCCCCUCUCCAGCGAGGAGCCGCGGGCGGGUUCCCAUGGUCGCUGCCUUCAGCCCGGGGAGAGGAGGGGGCGCCCGGCGGCCGCGGACCCAGCGAGCGGUUCUCCCCGCGGUGACGAGCGCAACAUGCCGGAAGGAACAGGGGCGGCUGGUAGAAGCACACCUAGCGACCGAGCCCCUUCACGGCCCAGCUCGGCCUCGUCGCUCAGCCUGAUGUCGGCGGUGGUGGGGGGGAUGUCCGCAGCCCGCAGCUCCGGCAGCUGCACGUCGGUCAACACGGUUUGCUCGGACAGCGAGCGUCCGGCCAGCCUCAGCUCCUCCGCCUCCUCCGCCUCGCUGCAGGAGUCCCACAGCGCCUUCGGCAGCAGCGGCGCCCUGGCGCCCGUCGCCCCCGGCAACCCCGGCCCGCACAGCAGCGACAUCAGCCUGGACCUGACGCCCGUGGGCCCGGCCGAGGCUCCGUCCGAACCGCCAGGGCCGGCACCCUCCCCUCGCCCCGUCGCCCGGGACAACGGCGGGCGGCCUCCGGAGCGGAAGGAACCCCAGACCAAGCCGUCGCACGUGGAGCGGGUGGUCAGGGAGAUCGUGGAGACGGAGCGGGCCUACGUGAGGGAUCUGAAGAGCAUCGUGGAGGAUUAUCUGGGCUGCAUCAUCGAUUGUGGAGAACUCCCCCUGCAACCCGACGAAGUCAACACCUUGUUCUGUAACAUCGAGGAUAUCUAUCAGUUCAACAGUGAGCUCCUGGAUGACUUAGAACGCAGCAAGGACCCCAUCGGAGUGGCCGAGUGCUUUGUUGAUCGGAGUGAAGAGUUCGACAUCUACACCCUCUACUGCAUGAACUACCCCAACUCAGUGACUGUCCUACGAGACUGCAUGAGGAACGAGAUUUUGGCCAAGUUUUUCCGCGCCCGCCAGACCACACUCUCGCACUCCUUGCCCCUGGAGACGUACCUGUUGAAGCCCGUGCAGAGGAUCCUCAAAUAUCACCUCCUGCUGCAGGAGUUGGCGAAACACUUUGACAAGAGCGCGGGGGGUUACGAGAUGGUGAAGGAAGCCAUCAUCACCAUGACGGCCGUGGCCUGGUACAUCAACGACAUGAAGAGGAAGCAGGAGCAGGCCGUGCGGCUACAGGAGAUUCAGAACUCGUUGCUUAACUGGAAUGGUCCCGACCUGAUUGCGUUCGGGGAGCUGGUGCUGGAAGGGACGUUCAGGGUCCAGAGAGCCAAGAAGGAGAGAACGUUGUUCCUGUUCGACAAGAUGUUGCUCAUCACCAAGAAGAGAGCCGAGCAUUUCAGUUACAGUCUGCACAUCUUUUGCUGCAACCUGACACUAUCAGAGAAUGUGAAGGAUUCGCUCAGCUUCCGUGUAACGGACCUGACGGUGUCUCGACAACAACACACCCUCCAGGCGAAGAACCAAGAGGAAAAGAGGUUGUGGAUCCAUUACCUCAAGCGUCUAAUCGUAGAGAAUCACCCUAUCUCCAUCCCUCAAAAGGCUAAGCAAGUGCUACUGGAAAACUACUCUCAUUACUCGCCGGACAAUCGCUUCAGCCCAGAGCCCACGAGGAAAGUCUUUCCCUCGCCCCGUCUAGACGACUCCCGAGGAUGCUCGCGAGGACGCAGACAGUCCGAACCUCCAGUGUUCAUUUACACCCCGGAAAGAGCAAAGAAAGUCUUCCCGUUGCUGACCACGGAGAGCCCUAUGUCGUUCAGACGGGGAAGGAGACAGUCCGAGCCAAGCAAACAGAUCCAAGCGGCCAUUGACCAAACCGGAUCGUCGCUGAAGUAUGCAGGUAGUGAGGAUGACCUUCUGUCUAACAUGGAGACCCUGAGCCUGCUGGGCAGUGCCAGCACGCUGGCAUCCAGUGUCCUCGAGCUUGAUGCCGAGCCCACCGAGUCAGUUUCACUGGAGCUGCCCCCCGGUGGGGACCCGGCCCGGACCAGCGGCCAGAGCCAGCGCCAGGACACGGAGCAGCAAGAUCCCAAUCAGUACGAUGAACCUGAGUUCUGUGGCAUUGGAAACAUCGACCUGGAGAUGGAACAGAUAUUCGCUGGGAUGGAGUGUUUGCAGAAGAGGGCUUGCGAUGACCUCCACGCCAUCGUGGAGGAGAACCCGGGGCAGUGCAGACUCCCUGGUGUGGAGGACACCCUGGUGGAUGUGCUGGAUGUAGAAGGUCCACCACUGGUGGACAUCUCCUCAUCCAUCAAGGUCGAGGAGAGUGGACCCUGCAACAGCGGAUCUUCCGAAGACGGCGGUCCCCGCAAAGAAAGUAGAAUUCCCUCUUUGAGGAACCUGGAGAACUCGGGAGAGUUGGAGGAAAGGGAUCAACAUGUUCCGGAGGAUGGCGGUCACUGUGUUAGCGGUGGACCCAGAAGCAUGGACAAUGCUGGUAUUGGCCAAAGUCUAUUACUGAUGGCCAAGGAUGGCUGGACUCGGGACGGUGUGGAUGAUGCAUCAACCAUUGGAGAGGACAGUGCCACCACCAACGGCCAUGAGAUGGAGGUGGAGGACCAGGCUGUGGAAGAGAUGGUUCCCAUGGAGCAGGGUCUGAUCUCCAACCCUGAUGAUGGACAAGAGAAGGGAAGAGUUGGCAACAAGGAUUCUUCGCGGACCGAAGAUGAUCGGUUGCUGAUCGAGAAGAUCAAGAACUACUACGAGGCAGCGGAGAUGUCGGGCGAUGCGUUCUACCUCCAGCAGCGGGAGAGCGUGUCGUUCAUCCCCACGGGGGUGGUGAGAGAUUCUGUCUUGCGCUUCAACUGCCGGCUAGCGCACAUCGAGGAGACGCACGGUGGCAAGGCGGGCGGCGCGGAGAACGUGGGCGAACGCGGUGGGGAGAAUGUGGCCGCGCCAAUCCCACUGCCACACAUCCCCGGCCCGGAGUCCCCCAGUCUCUAUCCUCCCCCCGCUCCCCUCUCCCUGCCGGCCUGCAACGGGCUGGCCAGCCCGGAGACGGAGACGGAGACCGAGUUCAGGUCUUGCGCCGAGAUCAUCAAGGUUUGGCGGGAGAUGGAGAAGGCGGCUCACUUCUGGGGCGACUACGACAGGCUGAAGAAACCACCGCCGCGAGCAGCCGCGACGUCCGGCGAGCCGCUGGUCAUCGUGGAAGACUCCGAUCUCCGCCCUCCCGGCGACUCCCCGGCCCCCGGGCGUAGACGUGCGGAGGGGGGAGGAGAACCCGCUGACCACGCGUUGUGCUGCCACGGGCAGCGGUCCUUGUGCCCCGGCUCCGAUGCCUGCCUCCUCCACAACUCGGAGAAGAUCAUGAAUAAGGUGCAGGUGCUGGCUAAGAUGUACAGCCAGAGGAUCGCCAGGAAGAAAGCCCCCACGCAGCGGCAGGUGUGGGAGCCACGUCCAAUGCAGCUGAAGCAGCGACGCAGGAGGCCGGCGCAUCUGUCCAGGGCACUGGAGUGCCAGCACAUCCACACCUACGACUCAGUACAUGGUCUGGAGCCUGUGGUCGGGUUUGGUCACCUCAUUGUCCGAGACCCCAGCCCAGCCGUCUAUGUCCAGGAGACCAGCGUCCAGCCGGGGGCUCUCCGGAUUCAGCUGCCCGCCCGCCCCAGUGGCCCCACCCACCCCGUGCCAGCACCCUGGGGUGCCCUGCACCCGGUGGAGGGCGUGUCCAGCAGCGCAGGCCCGCCCCCCCGCCGACCUGCCCCGACCCAGGGCACCCUCACCCCCCCCGCUGGCUGCCAGCCCCCCACCCAUGGGUGCCCUGUCAUUGUGCACCCCGUCCGAGCUGUGCUGCCCCCUGCCCAGCUGGGUGUCACUGCGGGGGCAAUCCCCCUCCCCCUCUGCCAUCAGGCAGCUGGAGCAGUGGAUGAGGCAGCCCCGAGGUGCCCACACUGCCCACCCAUCACCCACCCAACCCUUCCACCCAGCCCUGUGCUUUGCCCGGCCCCAAGAUCCAGUCCUCGCCCUUCCUGGGUAAACGCUCUUCACCCAACUCAGGUGUAGAGUUCUCACCGGCCCAUCCCUGCCCCGAACCGGACAGAGAGAGCUCACCCAUGCCCACUCUGC